AUGGAUAAUCUCCGACUUGGUAGAUUCGCUGAUGGCAGUGUUACACAUGUUCAAAAUGAAGACUCAGAAAACAAUGCUAGUGACACAAUGGCUAUUAGAUCCACUAACCAAUCAUUUUCAGCAAGCAAGGAGGGUAUGUGGAACAGAAAAGCUUAUUUUCAUACUGAAUCAAAGCCGAAUAACAGGAGAAAACAAUUGCAACCCGAACUGGGAAGUUUGUUAGCAAACAAAAGAGCUAGAAGCCCUCUUUUGCCAGAUUUAACGGCUUCUGGUUCUAUGAAGGCAACUGGGAAUAUGUUCUACAAAACAAAACUGUGUUGUGAAUUUGAAGUUGGCAAUUGUCUGUUCAUGGACAACUGUAUCUUUGCUCAUGGUGUUAAGGAACUUAGGGAACGAUCUUGGGAGGAACGAUUUGUUGUUUCUAAACGAAAGGAUACAUUUCAAGUACAUGAGGAUUUGACCAAAGAAGGUAGUAGUGAAUAUGGCAAAAAAUGCUGCUCUUUUCUCAAUGAGCAGGCUGAAGAGAGAAAAUCUGAGGCAAUUUGUUUGCUUCCUGGCAAUGGAAGUACAUCUUUCCCAAAGGCUUCAAAAUGGAAAACGAGGAUGUGUUACAAGUGGGAGCAAUCCGGGUGGUGUCCAUUUGGUGAGAAAUGUCAUUUUGCUCAUGGAUAUGCAGAGCUGAGAGGUUAUGAUGGGGAGCUCGUGAACUCAGGAGCUGGAAAGUCUUCUGCGCAUUCUGUUAGUGGGCCCGCCUCUGCCAUUCCCCGCGGUUCGUAUCAAGAUUGGAAGUUUCUGGACCUGGUACAGAAGACUAGAGAGGUCCCUGCUCGGAGGUGGAAAGGGCCUGAUAAAAUUAGCAAGAUAUAUGGGGACUGGAUUGAUGACCUCUGA
This is a messenger RNA of Striga hermonthica, 891 nucleotides long. The record is from the annotation of a GenBank genome assembly. Lineage: Eukaryota; Viridiplantae; Streptophyta; Magnoliopsida; Lamiales; Orobanchaceae.